AUGGCGAACCUCAACUUUAUGUGUUUGUCAUGAGUCUUGGAUCAUUAUUUAUCAAAUUAUUUUCCACAUUUCCUUUAUAACUUACGAAGAGGAAUUAGGUUUUUGUAGCUUUUUACAUAUUUAUGUAGACCAUAAUAUAAUUGAAAACAACGUAACAUUUUCAAGCCUACAAAUUAGUCUGGUGAACUGUGAAAUCAGCCAAAAGUUUAACAGUGAGAGAGAGAGAAGAUGGCAAUUCCUUUAUCAAGCUUACUACCAGCGCCUACUCAGCCAGUAUGGGACAGAGAUGAAGAGCGCGCCAAGGUCCGCCCGGUGACAGCUUUGGUAUCGGCUAGUCCCACUGCACCUCCAUAUGGCCAGCGAAGAGGUUGGAUACCAAGGUCAAACGAGGACUUUGGCGAUGGUGGGGCCUUCCCUGAGAUUUCUGUCGCCCAGUACCCCCUCAACAUGGGCAAAGAGGGCAAGGAGUCAACAUCAAACGCCUUGGCAGUCCAACUGGAUGCUCAGGGAAAAGUCAAAUAUGAUAUGAUAGCUCGACAAGGCCACUCCAAAGAUAAGAUAAUUUACUCAAAACUGAGUGAUUUGCUGCCGGCCGAGGUAAAGACUGAGGACGACCCAAGUUUGCAGAGACCAGACUCUGAAUUGAUUGAUGAAACAACAGAGAAAACUCGAUUGGCUCUAGAAAAACUUACAAGUAGUAAAAUUGCAGCUGCCAUGCCUGUCCGAUGUGCUGACAAAGUUGCUCCGGCACAAUACAUCCGAUACACACCCUCUCAGCAAGGUUCUGCGUUCAACUCAGGAGCCAAGCAGAGAGUCAUUCGGAUGAUAGAGGCACAAAAAGAUCCCAUCGAACCUCCAAAGUUCAAAAUCAACAAGAAAAUUCCAAGAGGUCCGCCGUCCCCUCCUGCACCCGUCAUGCACUCUCCGACAAGAAAAGUUACCGUCAAGGAACAAAAAGAAUGGAAAAUACCCCCUUGCAUAUCAAAUUGGAAGAACGCCAAAGGUUACACGAUUCCCCUAGACAAGAGAUUGGCUGCGGAUGGUCGAGGGUUGCAGCAAGUACACAUCAACGAGAACUUUGCCAAACUGGCUGAGGCCCUGUACAUUGCUGACAGAAAGGCCCGAGAAGCUGUUGAAACAAGAGCCCAAUUGGAGAAGAAACUCGCCCAGAAAGAGAAGGAGAAGAAGGAAGAACACUUGCGAUUGUUGGCGCAGAAGGCGAGAGAGGAGCGAGCGGGCAUCAGGACUGCGGCUGCUCUUGAUAAGGACGAGGAGGCUAGAGAGAGAGAUCAGCUUAGGUACGAGAGACACAAGGACAGAGCCAGGGAGAGGAACUUGGCUAGAGCUGCUCCUGAUAAAAGGUCAAAGCUGCAGAGGGACAGAGAGAGAGAUAUCAGUGAGCAGAUAGCACUUGGUCUGCCAGCCAAGACCAUCACUGGAGGAGAGGUGCAGUUUGAUCAACGGCUGAUGAACACCAGCAAGGGCAUGGACUCGGGCUACGGUGAUGAUGAAGCCUACAAUGUUUACGACAAGCCGUGGCGUGACUCCAGCAGUUUGGGUCAGCAUUUGUACCGGCCGAGCAAGAAUGUCGAUAAGGACAUUUAUGGAGACGACUUGGAAAAGAUUGUGAAAACAAAUAGAUUUGUGCCUGAUAAAGAGUUCAGUGGGACAGAUCGCUCUGCUGCUCAGGCUGGCCGCAGUGGACCUGUCCAGUUUGAGAAGGAAGAAGAAGAAGAUCCCUUCGGUCUGGAUCAGUUCUUGACACAAGCCAAGCGGUCGUCUAAGCGACCCAACUAUGAGAGGGAUCGCAAGGAUGACAAGCGAAGGCGGCAUUAAGAGCACUGGACGAACAGAGAAGUUCAAUGGAGACGGUCAGUAGUCCCUUAUGAGAAGCAAAUACUGGUGGCAAAAAUAUCACCACUAAACUACACACUGUUUUAUUUUUAGUUUUAAUUUAUAUGUUAUAUCCUGUAAAUAAAUAUAAAAGGUACAUUAUAAAUUUGUUUAGGUUUUAUUUUUUUAAUAAGUAAGCUUGCCUCUUAUUUUCAUUUUUGAUGAUAUAGGUAAGCUUGUAUAAUUACAUUUUAAAUAAUUGUAUUGAAUUUUUUGUCUUGAUAAAAGUAUAUUGUUGUGGGAUACAAAUCUAAAUAAAGAAAGAAAGUUUAUUGUAAGGCAAUCUUCAUACCUACUAAUAAAAUUUAUACAUAUAAUUUUAUGUCUAGAAAUUGGACAUUUUAUCGGUUUUGGUAGUUUUUAACACAAUUUGAUUGAAAAUUGGUAUGGACAUAUAUGUAUAUGACCUCUAAAUAUACAGCUUCUUUAGAUAAUUUGGAAUUACGAUUUAAUUUUUUUCAUGUGACUCGUACAGUCAUUUGCAUGAUAGUGUAAAUAUUUGUCUUUGUAAAUCAGUAUGAUUUAUAGGCUGUCUUUACGUAAUAAAGAAAUUGUUAAAUACUCG
Messenger RNA from Macrosteles quadrilineatus (aster leafhopper), 2458 nucleotides. RefSeq names its product puff-specific protein Bx42-like. Gene Ontology annotation, cellular component: spliceosomal complex. Lineage: Eukaryota; Metazoa; Arthropoda; Insecta; Hemiptera; Cicadellidae. Gene Ontology annotation, biological process: mRNA splicing, via spliceosome. The transcript has 14 exons. The record is from RefSeq and is a predicted model, not a curated record. Bases 229 to 1836 code for a protein of 535 amino acids.